This is a messenger RNA of Lotus japonicus, 3512 nucleotides long. RefSeq lists its product as uncharacterized. The transcript is spliced from 18 exons. NCBI's taxonomy places the organism in Eukaryota, Viridiplantae, Streptophyta, Magnoliopsida, Fabales, Fabaceae. Bases 325 to 3225 code for a protein of 966 amino acids. The record is from RefSeq and is a predicted model, not a curated record.
UAGAAAUACAAGACACAAAAAGGCAAGGAAUGGAAAAACUGGAGAAAACGAAUCGCCAUCAUCGCAGGGUUAGUUUCGGCAUUGAAGAAAAUAACAUUACCUUCUUCAACGAAACCCACCCACGCAAAACAAACACAAACACAACAACAACAACAACAACAACAACAACAACAUCAAAUCUCAAAUCCGAGAACCCUAACUUUCCCUUUUCCCCUCUUUUCAAUUUCUCCGUUCCAAUUCGCGAACCCUAUCUGUUGCAUGCGUCAACAAUUCCAACAAUUAGGUUGAAUCUUCCGUGAUUUUCGUUUCAAUUUCUGUGAUUUGAUGGCGAAAGGUAAGGAUUCUGAUGAGUUUGUGUUGCUUUCGAAGAUCCGUACGGGGGUGAAGAGGGAGUUUGCAUUCGCCAUGAAGGCUCAAUCGGAGAUUGGUGCUGGUUCUUUGGGUCGGACAAGGGGUAGCAAGAAUCGGAAUGAGGCGCCGGCGAGGACUGUUAGGGCUGCUAAGAGGUCAAGGAAGAAUGCGGUGAAGGACGCGGCUGCGGAGGAGGUGGUGGUGGGUGAUGCCAUGAGCGAGGAGGAGGCUAAGAGUGAUGUGGUGGACCUUCCCAGCGAUGAGGUGGAGGAAGAGGAGCUGAAGGGUGAUGUGGUGGUGGAAACUGUGAUCAAUGAGGAGGUUAUGGAGGAAAUAGCACCAGAAUCCGUUGUGGUCAAAGUGGAUUUUGAAGAAUCGGAAAAGGGUGGUGUUGAUGACCAACCCCUUGUUGUCAAAGAGGAGAAAGGUGCUCUUGAUGAAAAACCCCUUGUGGUCAAAGAGGAUUUGCAAGAUCAGGGGAAGGGUGCUCUUGAUGAACAACAACCCCUUGUGGUCAAAGAGGAGAAGGGUGCUCUUGAUGAAAAAGGGGCUAGUGGGGUAGCCCCAGAGGCUUUGGUUAAGGAUGAUAAGGGUGAUGUUAAGGGGGGGAAGAAGAAAAAGAAGAAGAUGGCUUUGGAUAAUACAAUGAGGAGGUUUACCAGGUCAGCAUUGAAGCAAAAUUCUGAUGAAAUGAAGAUGGAAAUUGGUGGGGAACAGGCUAAUGCUGCAGGUGUUGGAAUAGAUGAUAAUGUUAAAAAGGAGGUUCAGGCCUCCCCAUUAAUGACCACUCCAAUGCCAUUUACAGGGUCCAGAUUGAGGAAGUUCCCUACCAGGCUGAAGGAUCUUCUGGCUACAGGGAUUCUAGAGGGACUGCCCGUGAAGUAUAUUAAGGGAGUAAAGGCCCGAAGACCUGGAGAAAACGGGCUGCGAGGAGUGGUUACUGGGCCUGGGAUUUUGUGCUAUUGUGAUAGUUGUAAUGGGACUGAGGUUGUCUCGCCCACUGUGUAUGAACUGCAUGCUGGUAGUGCCAACAAACGUCCCCCAGAGUAUACUUACCUUGAUAAUGGGCGUCCCCUCCGGGAUGUCAUGAAUGCAUGUUCGAAUGGUCCAUUGGGAAGCAUGGAAGAAGUUGUUCAAAUGAUUCUUGGUCAAUUUACUUUGAAGAAAUCUAACAUCUGUUUCAACUGCAGAGUGUCCACUUCUGAUGAUGGAGCGAGUCUGUCAAAACUAUUUUGUGAUUCAUGCAUGGAGUUAAAAGACUCUCAACAUAGCCUCCCUGAAACAGCUGUGGCAAGUAGCUGCACCCUGGAAACAGCUGCGGAAAACAGCUGUGCCCCUGAAACAGCAGUGGCAAGCAGCUUCCCCCCUCCGACUGAUGUGGCAAGCAGCUGCCCCCCUCAAACACCUGUGGCAAGCAGUGAAAGUAUUUCACCAGAUGUUCAGCCCAGAUCACCCGAAACAGCUGUGCUUACGAAGUCAUUAAAGGCUGGGAUGAAACACAGUACAUCCCGGGGCAAGAGUCAGGGAAAACUGACAAGAAAGGAUUUACGCUUGCACAAGUUUGUAUUUGAAGAAGAUGUGUUGGCUGAGGGAGUUGAGUUAGCCUACUAUGCUCAUGGAAAGAAAUUAUUGGUUGGCUAUAAAAAGGGAUGUGGAAUUUUGUGUACCUGCUGCAAUGCUGAGGUCAGUGCUUCUCUGUUUGAAUCUCAUGCUGGCUGGGCAACCCGACGCAAGCCUUACCACAACAUAUAUACAACUGACGGAGUCUCACUCCACGACUUGUCCAUCUCUUUGUCGAGAGAUCGGAGGUUUGCUACCACUGAAAAUGAUGACCUUUGCAGCAUAUGUGAAGAUGGAGGGGAUCUGUUGUGUUGUGAUGGAUGCCCAAGAGCUUUUCACAUAGAUUGUGUUCCUUUGUCAUGCAUUCCAAGUGGUACUUGGUAUUGUAAAUAUUGCCAGAACCUUUUUGAGAAAGACAAACCAAGGGAGCGUAAUAAUAAACCAAAGACAAACCGAAGAUGCGUUCGCGUUGUCAGAACUGUAGCGGUUGAACACGGCGGAUGUGCCUUGUGCGGGAGUCAUGAUUUCAGUAAAAUCUUUGGUCCUCGGACUGUAAUUAUUUGUGAUCAGUGUGAAAGGGAAUAUCAUGUUGGGUGUUUGAAGCAACAUAACAUGCAGGAUCUAGCGGAACUGCCUGAAGGGAAUUGGUUCUGCAGAGAAAGUUGCAAUCAAAUUCAUUCAGCUUUGAUUAAUUUGGUUGCUUGUGGGGAGAAGAAUAUCCCAGAUUCUUUUCAGAGCUUGAUAAAAAAGAAGCAUGAAGAGAAAGGUUUAGACACUGGGGUUGAUCUUGAUAUCAAAUGGAGGGUUCUGAAUUGGAAAUUGGCUCCUGGUGAGGAAACUAGGCCAUUGCUUUCGAAGGCUGUUGCCAUCUUUCAUGAGAGGUUUGAUCCUAUUGUUGAUUCUUCUUCUGGUCGUGAUUUCAUUCCAACAAUGCUGUAUGGAAGGAACAUCCGGGGCCAAGAUUUUGGUGGAAUGUAUUGUGCCGUGCUCACUGUCAACCAAGUUGUCGUCUCUGCUGGAGUAUUUCGAGUCUUUGGACCGGAAAUAGCUGAGCUUCCAUUGGUGGCUACGACUGCUGAGUACCAAGGACAGGGUUAUUUUCAGUGCUUAUUUUCCUGCAUUGAGGGGUUGCUUGGUUCUUUAAACGUGAAAAACCUUGUCCUGCCAGCGGCUGAGGAAGCUGAAUCAAUAUGGACGGGUAAAUUUGGGUUUACCAAGCUUGGGCAAGAUGAGAUAAAAAACUACAAGAAGUUUUAUCAUAUGAUGGUAUUUCAAGGGACCUCGCUGCUUCAGAAGCCAGUUUCUGCACUCUGAUGCACUUUUUAUAGAGUUUGUGUAAAGUUUAGAGGCCCCCACAUGCAAUAGCUGUUAUUUUUUUGUUGUUUUGCUGGAAGCGGACCGCAGUCGUUUAGCAUGUACAGGGUUCUGCGUUUUGGUGUACAGAAAAACAGACCACCACCUCUGGCUGUGGCAAUUUUUUGUAGCAAAGAAAUGAAACAGGGUUAGAGUUGAAAAUAGAGGACAAAGGAUGUUGAGAGAAACUUGCUCAAAUUUUGGUAUAUGGUAAAAUUCAUUUAAUAGCCAUAGUGGUUUUGUGCUGA